Macrobrachium nipponense is the source of this 616-nucleotide messenger RNA. RefSeq names its product cuticle protein AMP1A-like. The record is from RefSeq and is a predicted model, not a curated record. NCBI's taxonomy places the organism in Eukaryota, Metazoa, Arthropoda, Malacostraca, Decapoda, Palaemonidae. The coding region runs from base 106 to 537 and encodes 143 amino acids. The transcript has 3 exons. Gene Ontology annotation, cellular component: chitin-based extracellular matrix. Gene Ontology annotation, molecular function: structural constituent of chitin-based larval cuticle.
GUCCAAAUAUUCUAAGUCGGCAACUCUUAGGAUGGGAGUGGCUCUUGCUAUAUAAAUGAAUGGAACUGGCAAAAGAUCAUCACAUUUUUCCCCCAACAUCCAACAAUGAAGUUCGUCAUCAUCUCAGCCGCUUUGGCAGUUGUGGCCUUUGCCGCGCCCCAGUACGGAAGAGGCGGCGGAGACUCGAGCGAGGAGAUCCCCAUCCUGAGGGACGAUCGCGACCGCGAUGACUUCGGGAGGUACAGCGUCAACGUCGAAACCGCUAACGGCAUCGAACUGGCCGAUGCUGGAACCCCCGACGGACCCAAGGGCACCGUUGUGUCCUCUGGAUUCUUCUCCUAUACAUCACCCGAGGGCGUUCCAGUCGAAGUGAAAUACGUCGCCAACGAGAACGGAUUCCAGCCCCAGUCUGACCUGCUUCCAGUGGCUCCCGAAUUCCCCCACCCAAUCCCCCAGUUCGUCCUGGACCAGAUCGCCUUCGCUGCUGAGCAGGACAGGCGUGGCAGUUCUUCAAGAUCUUCAGGAGGAUACAACUAAAACACUUCUCUUCGAUGUUAGGAUGUUAACCGAACGAAUCUAUUUAUUACCUUAUCAAAUAAAUGUUUAAUUGAGCGAA